AUGAGCAAGUUCCAGAAUUCCACGUUCCACAGAGAGGGCAAACAACCUCAGAAGCCCAAGCCUAAGGCACUGCCGUUAUCGGACCAACCCCAAUCGGAAUUCAUCCAGGAGCUUGUUGAGACAGGAAGAGCCAACUGGAAAAGAGCUCCCCCAGAAGUCAAGAAACGGUACAAUGGAAUCUUUCUAAUUCUCUUUUCUCUUCCGAUAUUGUUCAUGAGCACGUCUGAGCUCGUACGGCGGCUAGAAGGUGGGUCCACUAAAAAGGUUCGUCAGGGAGAACUUCUCGACAACAAAGAAAUCAGACGCUACGAUGAGGUGGAAAAAUGGCAGGUCGAGAAGAAUAGUAUCAUGUAUAAGGUAUUUGGAAGGGAUUUUUUCCUUGACGGUUUUACCAGUAAAACCAUGAAGAAGGAGGAAACAGUGCACAAGGACAAGAAGUGA
This is a messenger RNA of Yamadazyma tenuis ATCC 10573, 441 nucleotides long. NCBI's taxonomy places the organism in Eukaryota, Fungi, Ascomycota, Pichiomycetes, Serinales, Debaryomycetaceae. The record is from RefSeq and is a predicted model, not a curated record.